Xenopus laevis (African clawed frog) is the source of this 2783-nucleotide messenger RNA. It is a transcript of the gene zbtb35.L, whose product is annotated as zinc finger protein 131 L homeolog. The transcript has 7 exons. Gene Ontology annotation, molecular function: DNA-binding transcription factor activity, RNA polymerase II-specific. NCBI's taxonomy places the organism in Eukaryota, Metazoa, Chordata, Amphibia, Anura, Pipidae. Gene Ontology annotation, cellular component: nucleus. The coding region runs from base 172 to 2007 and encodes 611 amino acids. Gene Ontology annotation, biological process: regulation of transcription by RNA polymerase II. The record is from RefSeq and is a predicted model, not a curated record.
CUUCACUUUCACUUCAGCACAGAGGUCAGAGGCCGGCAUGACGUCAGUUCCCGCGCUAGGGAUGUUGGGAAGCUGAGGCGCCCGCCCUUUCCCCCCCACAGCCAUCGACAGACUGGAGGAGGUGGAGGCCGCGGGCAGCCUAUCUCGCUGUAGCCGACAAGCCGUCACGGUAUGGAAGCAGAGGAGACGAUGGGCUGCAUUCAGGAGUUCCCAGACCAUUACAAAGUCAUGUUGGACAGACUAAAUGAACAGCGAGAACUCGAUCAGUUUACUGACAUCACAUUAAUAGUGGAUGGUAAUCAAUUUAAAGCUCACAAGGCCGUUCUUGCUGCAUGCAGUCACUUCUUCUACAAGUUUUUUCAAGAUUUCACUCAGGAGCCAUUAGUGGAAAUAGAAGGAGUCAGCAAUGCCGCCUUUCGCCACCUGAUAGACUUCACCUACACAGCAAAACUGAUGAUACAAGAUGAGGAGGAGGCUAGCGACAUAUGGAAAGCAGCAGAAUAUCUACAGAUGCAUGAGGCCAUCAAAGCACUUGAAUUCAGAAACAAAGAAAGUAUUAUAAUUGAGGCCUCGGACCAAACAGAAGGCACAGACAGCAUAAAGAAGUGGAAGAUUACAGAAUCUUCAGACGUUCUCACAGAAACAUUACCGGCCUCAGACGGAGAACCGCUGGAAAUCGAAGUAGAAAUCGGUGAGAAAACAAUUGAGCUUGAUGACAAUGUGGCAACCAUGGAAGAGGUGGCUACAGCCGAGCAGUCCAUUAAGUACAUCCAAAGCACAGCUACAUCCGAUGAUUCUGCCCUAGCUCUCCUGGCUGACAUAACCAGCAAAUACCGACACGGGGAAAGGAAAAGGCAAUUAGAGGAGGAGAGUAGCAAUGAAAGCGAUGCGGCCGGCAAACAGGUAGAAGGCUCUGAAAUUAUGGAGGUUCAUCUGUCACAUGUCAACAACAUAUUCCAUUGUCAGAAAUGUAAUCGCUCAUUUAAAUUGUUUUACCAUUUCAAGGAACACAUGAAAUCACACUCCUCGGACACUUUCAAGUGUGAAAUAUGCAAUAAAAGGUACGUGCGGGAGAUUGCCUGGAAGCAACACCUCACCUGUUACCACCUGGAUGAAAGUGCGGCCAACAAGAGGCCGAGACCAGGCAAAAAGAUACACGUGUGCCAGUACUGUGAUAAGCAGUUUGAUCACUUUGGACACUUUAAAGAGCAUCUGCGUAAGCACACAGGGGAAAAACCAUUCGAAUGCCCUAACUGUCACGAGCAUUUUGCUAGAAACAGCACCCUAAAAUGUCACCUGUCGGCUUGCCAGUACGGCGUCGGUGCCAAAAAGGGAAGGAAGAAGCUGUAUGAAUGUCAGGUUUGCAACAGUAUCUUUAAUUGCUGGGACCAGUUUAAGGACCACCUGGUGCUUCACACUGGGGAAAAGCCGAAUCACUGCACGCUCUGCGACAUGUGGUUCAUGCAAGGCAGCGAGCUAAGGAAACAUCUGCAAGAGGCUCACAACAUCUCAGAGAGAAUCGUGACAGAGGUCGUCCUUCCUUCCGAAUCCACAGAGAACGAGUCCAUAUCUUCUAUGACAUUUGUGGAACAGGUGGAAGAAGUCCACGUGGUGCCUGUAGACCAGGUCAUACAGGUGCAGGUGGAUCCUCCGCAGUUAACGGUUGGUCACCUGCACCAAGACCUUCUUGAGGUGAACCAAGUGAAAGGGGCACAUAUACUGGAUCUACAGACCCAAGUGCAGCUGGGUCACAUUGAGGUGGAACACCUACACAUAGAGCCAGGCACUGAAAUACAAGUUGAAGAAGUGCACGUGGAACACGUAAACCAGAUACACAUGGAAGAGGUUGAGGCAGAACUUUUGGAUGCGUCCAGUAUACAGCACAUCGAGCAGGCCAUCGAAGAACAAUCGGAAGAGGGAGAACUUCACCACAUUGUCCACACGGGGGCAGAAACCCUGCAGAUCAAACAGAUGGAAAUUACACAUAUUGAAGCGACUGCCGAGUAGAGUGAAGAACUGCAUGCUGCUCUAGUUACAAAAGGCAUACAAAUAUAUUUGUCAGAUAUUCUGAAUUCAGCUAUUAAGAGAGACAUUCUUUUCACCGCUACAUAAUCUCGUGAUGGUAAAGCUUAACUAUACACAACCGGUCAUCCCUAAGGGAAAAACAAAUCGUUGCUUGGCUUCAGUUUGCAGAAGUUGCGGAUAAAUUUAGGUUAUAUUUACAGCUGCUGUUUGGGGCCCAUAAUGUGUCCCUGGCUGUUGUUCCAGACACCAUGUGAUACCACAGUCACAUGUUCUGCCUGGAGCUGACCCUGUGAAAGGGGUGAGUUGGGUGCUCCAGUAGCAAGGAAAGCUGUCACAUAGCAACCACUCCAUGCACUGUUGUAUUCCUGGCAGUAGCUGUUUGGUGGACCGAACAAGCAAAUCACGCAUUUGGAUUUCAACUUAAACUGAAUAAUGUAUAUUAUUUUAAAGAUGGCAGUAUUCCUUAAAGGAGAAGGAAAGCUACCAAGGCAGUUUAUUGCCAAUAGAUUAGCCACAACAGUGCAAGCUAGAGCACCAUUGUGAUUCUGUGGAAUGCUUUUCCAUACCUGAGUAAACAGCUCUAGACAUGGUCUCUGUUUUUUUAGGAUGGCAGAUGACAUAUUCGCUUGAUGUUACAUCACUUCCUGCCUGAGUCUCUCUCUGCUCACUCAUAGCUCUGAGCUCAGAUUACAGCAGAGAGGGGAGGGGGAGAGGAACAAACUGAGCAUGCUCAAGCCCAAGCCCUGGAGGUUUAAACU